This is a messenger RNA of Orcinus orca (killer whale), 1135 nucleotides long. It is a transcript of the gene HSD17B8, whose product is annotated as hydroxysteroid 17-beta dehydrogenase 8. Gene Ontology annotation, biological process: estrogen biosynthetic process. The transcript is spliced from 9 exons. The coding region runs from base 179 to 958 and encodes 259 amino acids. Gene Ontology annotation, molecular function: estradiol 17-beta-dehydrogenase [NAD(P)+] activity. Lineage: Eukaryota; Metazoa; Chordata; Mammalia; Artiodactyla; Delphinidae. The record is from RefSeq and is a predicted model, not a curated record.
CACGGGCCCCCAAGCUUUGGUGUCUGGCCACGCCCCCGCGGUUGGAGGUCUGCCUGCGCGGGUGGCCGCCAGUGGCCUAACGCUGGCGGGUCUUCGAUUGGUCCGGCUUUGCUCUCGCCGCGCCCCCUCUGCGCUCGGAUUGGCUCAGUGCUGGGGGCCCGCCCACUCGCCACCCGCCAUGGCGUCUCAGCUCCGGCUUCGCUUCGCGCUGGCUCUGGUCACAGGUGCUGGUAGUGGCAUCGGCCGAGCAGUGGGUGUGCGCCUGGCCGCUGAGGGGGCCACUGUGGCCGCUUGCGACCUGGACGGGGAAGCGGCACGGGAGACGGUGCGGCUGCUGGGAGGGCCGGGGAGCCACGAGGGGGCACCCCGCGGGGCCCACGCAGCCUUCCAGGCUGACGUGUCCGAGGCCGGGGCCGUCAGGCGCCUGCUGGAUCAAGUGCAGGCCUGCUUUUCUCGCCCGCCAUCUGUCGUUGUGUCCUGUGCGGGCAUCACCAGGGAUGAGUUUCUGCUCCACAUGUCUGAGGAUGACUGGGACAAAGUCAUAGCUGUCAACCUCAAGGGCAUCUUUCUAGUCACUCAGGCUGCAGCCCAAGCCCUGGUGUCCAGUGGCUGUCCUGGCUCCAUCAUCAACAUCAGUAGCAUCGUAGGGAAGGUGGGGAACGUGGGACAGACAAACUACGCAGCAUCCAAGGCUGGAGUGGUUGGGCUGACCCAGACUGCAGCCCGGGAGCUUGGACGACAUGGGAUCCGCUGUAACUCUGUCCUCCCAGGGUUCAUUAAAACACCCAUGACACAGAAAGUGCCACAGAAAGUACUGGACAAGGUGACUGGAAUGAUCCCAGUGGGACAUAUGGGGGACCCUGAGGAUGUGGCAGAUGUGGUCGCGUUCUUGGCAUCUGAAGACAGUGGAUACAUCACAGGGGCGUCAGUGGAAGUCACUGGAGGUCUUUUCAUGUAACUGCCUCAAGGACCCCGGACUCUGCUCACUAUCCCACCACUCUGCUGGGCCUCCUGCUGAUGAGGACUCAGAGUUCCCAGGCUACAAAAGGGGUGGCAGUGUAUGGCUCAGGAAUGCUGAAUAUGGGAGGCAGGGGUGCUUGUGACCCUAAUAAAUUCCAAAUCCUCUUCCCUGCCA